UUCAAAGCUAUAGGAAGCUUCAUACAGGCUGUCUCGGCUACGGCAUUCGCGACUGCACAUCUCCGCUAGUCCAUCCAGCCCUCGCGUUUCUCACACGGCAGAGAAGCAUGUUGUCCGCACAAGCUUUGUUCGUUCAAGAAGACGGGAAGAGGAUGGCAAGAUCCCCGCGAUUUCUCCACCUUCGAGUUGCGUCAUGAUGUCUGGUCGAGACAUGGGUCGGGGAUUUAGCCUAAACGUAACAUUGUCCAUCCGCCGAUUCUCCAUUUUCCAGGCGGCAUUUAGGCCGGAUCUUGAAUUUAUGGCGGUAACUCUUGAGAGAUAUAUUUAUGUCCAGGAGCUGCCUGUGAAGGGCUCAUCUUGGCUCUUCGCAACGCUCGUAAAAAUACUCUCGACCUCAAUGUUGGCAACAUUCAUGGGUCUCAAGACGAUGCCUUCGUAGGCAUAUUCGAGGCCGUCAGUAUGAAAUAAGUCCAAUGUGUAGA
Aureobasidium subglaciale EXF-2481 is the source of this 482-nucleotide messenger RNA. RefSeq lists its product as uncharacterized. Lineage: Eukaryota; Fungi; Ascomycota; Dothideomycetes; Dothideales; Saccotheciaceae. The record is from RefSeq and is a predicted model, not a curated record. Bases 194 to 439 code for a protein of 81 amino acids. The transcript has a single exon.